Molecule: messenger RNA, 594 nt
Organism: Prunus armeniaca (apricot)
Lineage: Eukaryota; Viridiplantae; Streptophyta; Magnoliopsida; Rosales; Rosaceae
Source: the annotation of a GenBank genome assembly
AUGGUAUCUCUCUCUUCCCUCUCCCCUCUUCCCUCUUCCCUCUUCUCUCUCACAGACAUAGGUGUGAACGUUCCAAAGACAAAGAAGACUUACUGUAAGAGCAAGGAGUGCAAGAAGCACACCUUGCACAAGGUUACACAAUACAAGACAGGCAAGGCUAGUAUUGCUGCUCAGGGGAAGCGUCGUUACGAUCGCAAGCAGUCUGGUUAUGGUGGUCAGACCAAACCAGUCUUCCACAAGAAGGCAAAGACCACGAAGAAGAUUGUCCUGAGGCUCCAAUGCCAGGGCUGCAAACAUGUGUCUCAGCACCCAAUCAAGAGGUGCAAGCACUUUGAAAUUGGUGGAGACAAGAAGGGGAAGGGAACAUCUCUUUGGGGUUGUCUGAUUGUGAUUAUGGGGUUGGCAUUCAAUCAGCCGAACCUAAAUGGUCCAUUGCGGUUUGGUUCGAUUAUGACCCAAUACUUGUUGCAAAGGGGUCAGUUGGGGUUGGCAUUGAAUCAGCCAAACCUAAAGGGUCCAUUGCGGUUUGAUUAUGACCCAAUACUUGUUGUAAAGGGUGAAUGUACGCCGAUUGCUAAACUCUUUAACCCUUGA